UACCCGCUUAAACUUGCCAACGUUAUCGUCUCCACUGCCACCUCCACAUCCAUGCCUGCGCGACUGAUCCGCCUAACUUGAUGCCGCUCAUGGCCGUCGCCUCCCAACCCUUCCUCUCCUCCUCCCCCACCUCCACCUCGCGCCACAUCCGCCGCGCCAACGUCGCCGUGGCCGCGGCGUCCUCGGCACUGGAUGAGUUCGAGUACCCACUCGCUGACCCCUCCGUCCGCUGGCCUCACCUCCGCUUCCCGCACCUCCCCGCGCCUCGGUUUCCUGCGCCGCCCGUGGCGAAGCCCUCCGAGGGAGAGGAGCCUGAGGCGGAGGCGGCGGCGGGGCCCUCGUCGGCAGCCGUCGAGCCGCUCGACGCGCGGGCGCACCGCGGGCGGGUGAAGAAGCUCAGCAAGCUCGCGCUGCGGCGGGCGCGGGAUUGGCGCGGGCGCGUCGCGGGGCUCGCCGACCGCGUCCUGGCGCUGCCCCCCGGCGCGCCCGUCGGGGAGGUGCUCGACGGCGCGCGCCCCGCGCCCGACGAGCUCGCCUUCGUCGUGCGCGCGGUGGGUGCGGCGUCCUGGCGGCGCGCCCUCGAUGCUUUCGAGUGGUUCGUCGAGAGCGGCGGCGGGCGUGCCCCGGGCCCCCGCGUCGUCGCGGUCGUCCUCGGCGUCCUCGGACGCGCCCGCCAGGACGCUCUCGCGGAGGAGGUCUUCCUCCGCUUCGCCCGCGAGGGUGCCACCGUGCAGGUGUUCAACGCCAUGAUGGGCGUCUACGCCCGUUCCGGCCGUUUCGACGACGUACGUCUGCUGCUUGACGCAAUGCGCGACCAGGACAUCGAGCCUGACCUCGUUAGCUUCAACACCCUUAUCAAUGCCAGGGCUAAGUCAGGGUCUUUGGCCGCCGGUGUCGCUCUUGAGCUCCUACACGAAGUCCGGCAAGCUGGGCUGAGACCCGAUGCCAUCACUUACAACACCCUCAUUAGUGCUUGCUCCCAAGGUUCUAAUUUGGAUGAUGCAGUGGCCGUGUUUGAGGAGAUGAUAGCUUCAGAGUGUCGGCCGGAUUUGUGGACGUAUAAUGCCAUGGUCUCUGUGCACGGCCGGUGUGGGAAGGCACAUGAGGCAGAGUUGAUGUUUAAGGAGCUGUUAGAGAAGGGUUUUCAGCCAGAUGCAGUCACUUACAACUCGCUCCUUUAUGCUUUCGCAAAGGAAGGUGAUGUUGAGAGGGUGGAGCGUGUGUGUGAGGAAUUGGUUAAGGCUGGGUUCAAGAAGGAUGGAAUUACUUAUAAUACAAUGAUUCAUAUGUAUGGAAAGAUGGGGAGGCUUGACUUGGCGCUUGGGCUGUACGAUGAGAUGAGGGCUCUAGGCUGCACACCAGACGCUGUCACCUAUACUGUUUUGGUUGAUUCUUUAGGGAAGAUGGAUAGGAUUUCUGAGGCUGGCAAGGUGCUGGAGGAGAUGGCUGAUGCAGGAUUAAAGCCAACUUUGGUAACUUUUAGUGCUUUGAUAUGUGCAUAUGCCAAAAGUGGGAGACGGGACGAUGCGGAGCGGACAUUUGAUCGUAUGGUUGAAUCAGGAGUCCAACCUGAUCGUUUGGCCUAUUUGGUUAUGCUGGACAUUUUUGCAAGGUCUGGUGAGACAAGAAAACUGAUGGUUCUGUAUCGGAACAUGAUCAAGGAUGGUUAUAAGCCAGAUGAUGGUUUGUAUCAAGUAUUGCUUGCUGCACUCAUAAAGGAAAAUGAACACAAUGAGAUUGAAGGAAUUAUCCAAGACAUGGAGGUCGUUUUAGGAAUGAAUCCACUACAAAUAUCCAGUAUACUCAUCAAGGCAGAAUGCAUUUCUCAGGGUGCUAGUCUGUUAAAGAGGGCAUGCCUCAAAGGAUAUGAGCCUGAGGGUAAGAGCCUACUGUCUAUUUUAGAUGCAUAUGAAAAAAUGGGUAAGCAUGAAGAAGUCCUCUCUUUGCUUGAUUGUAUCCGGGAACAUGUUCCCAGCUCCCAUAACUUAAUAUCUCAAUGUUCAAUCAUGCUUAUGUGCAAAAAUCAGAAGAUUGUUGAUGCCAUUCAAGAGUACAGUAGAAUACAAAUGUUAAAGCAUGGAUAUUUUGGUCAAGACCACGAGUUUUAUGAAUACUUUAUUACUUACCUUGAGGAGGCUGAGUUAUUACGUGAAGCCUGUCAAGUGUUCUGCGAUAUGCAGUUUCUUGGCAUAGUUCCUUCCCAAAAGAUAUACCAGAGUUUGAUUUACACAUACUGUAAAUUGGGAUUCCCAGAAACAGCUUAUCAAUUGAUGGAUGAUGCUGUGAGAUCUGGUAUUUCGUUGAACCUUCUCUCAUGCAGAGUAGCAAUAAUUGAAGCAUAUGGUAAGUUAAAACUUUGGCAGCAGGCAGAAAGUUUUGUGCAAGGACUGAAGCAGGAGUCUGGUGUCGAUAGAAGGAUUUGGAAUGCUUUAAUACAUGCAUAUGCUGAUAGUGGCCUUUAUGAGCAUGCAAGGGCAGUUUUUGACAUUAUGAUUAAAAAGGGUCCUGUACCAACUGUCGAGUCAGUUAAUGGGAUUAUGAGAGCACUUGUCUCUGAUGGUAGGCUGGAUGAGUUGUAUGUGGUUGUUCAGGAACUUCAAGAUUUAGACAUGAAGAUCAGCAGAAGCACAAUACUCCUUAUGCUCGAAGCUUUUGCAAAAGCUGGGGAUGUAUUUGAGGUGAUGAAAAUAUACAAUGGGAUGAAGGCAGCAGGUUACUUGCCAAAUAUGCACCUCUACAGAACAAUGAUCUCCUUGCUCUGCCAUAAUAAACGAUUCAGGGAUGUUGAAUUGAUGGUUGCAGAGAUGGAAGGAGCAGGAUUCAAACCAGAUCUUGUUGUACUUAACACCCUUCUUUUAAUGUAUACUGGGACAGGAAACUUCGACAAGACAAUAGAAGUAUAUCAUAGUAUUCUGGAAGCUGGCUUAGAACCUGAUGAGGAUACAUAUAAUACACUUAUAGUCAUGUACAGUAGAAACUUUAGGCCUGAAGAAGGUUUUACUCUCUUGAAUGAAAUGGGUAAACGGAGUUUGACACCCAAGUUAGAAUCCUACAAAGUCUUGCUUGCUGUGUCUGGAAAAGCAAAACUCUGGGAGCAAGCUGACCUCCUUUUUGAGGACAUGAGAUCAAAGGGGUAUCGAUUAAAUAGAUCUAUCUACCACAUGAUGAUGAAAAUAUAUAGGAAUGCCGGCAACCACUCCAAAGCCGAGCACUUACUAUCAGCAAUGAAAGAAGAUGGCAUUGAACCAACCAUCGCUACUAUGCAUAUCCUCAUGACUUCUUAUGGAACUUCUGGGCACCCAGACGAAGCUGAGAAAGUUCUGAACAGCUUGAAAUCUUCUAAUUUGGAAAUUAGCACUUUGCCAUACAGCACUGUUAUCGAUGCCUACUUGAGAAAUCAUGACUACAAUCUUGGAAUCACAAAGCUAUUAGAAAUGAAAAGAGAUGGUGUAGAACCAGAUCACCAAGUUUGGACAUGUUUCAUCAGGGCUGCUAGUUUGUGUGAGCAGACUGAUGAUGCCAUUCUUCUUCUAAAGUCUUUGCAGGAUUGUGGAUUCGACCUUCCCAUUAGGCUCCUUACUGAGAGGACUUCAUCCCUAUUUACUGAGGUUGACAGCUUCUUGGAAGAACUUGGGGCGUUAGAAGAUUCUGCUCCUUUGAAUUUUGUAAAUGCUCUAGAGGACCUCUUAUGGGCAUUUGAACGUCGAGCAACUGCUUCAUGGAUUUUCCAAUUGGCUGUAAACAGAAGCAUAUACCAUCAUAAUAUCUUUCGAGUGGAAGAAAAAGAUUGGGGAGCUGACUUACGGAAGUUAUCUGCUGGGGCUGCUCUUGUUGCUCUAACAUUGUGGCUUGAUCAGAUGCAAGAUGCUUCACUGCAGGGUGCACCUGACUCCCCAAAAUCUAUUGUAUUGGUCACAGGGGAGGGGGAAUAUAACAUGGUAUCCUUGCAUAAAACUAUCAGGGCAUACCUUUUGGAAAUGGGCUCCCCUUUCCUGCCAUGUAGAAGUCGGUCAGGUCGCUUUGUGGUGAAGGCUUACUCUCUUAAGAUGUGGCUGAAAGAUUCUCCUUUCUGCCUGGACCUUGAGUUGAAAGAUGCUCCAGCUCUUCCUAAAACGAACUCAAUGAAGCUUACUGAAGGAUAUUUCAUGAGAGCCGGUCUUGUAUCCGUAUUUAAAGAUAUACAUGAACGACUUGGAGAAGUAUGGCCAAAGAAGUUUUCAAGACUAGCUCUGUUGUCAGAAGAAAGCAGGGACGAAGUUAUUAAAGCUGAUAUACAAGGAAGGAAAGAAAAACUGGAGAAAAUGAAAAGGCAGGGUCUUGCCAUAGCAAAGAGAUCUAAAAAAGGACAUCGGAGAGGAAAAUUUAUUAAACAACAAAGCACACAGGAGGUUCUAAAGUAGUACUAAGUAUUUGUUUUACUUCACUAUCAGAUAUACCAAGUGUCAUAUGGUGUUUGCAUUAAUGAGAAGCAAUGGUGAUAUUACCAUGGCGUUCAUUGCUCACAGUAGGCAGUGUGAUCAAAGUUUGUUCUUUAAAGCACAAAAGAAUGCAUGUGAUCCCUCUAAGAUAUGAACUGGUGAAAAUAACAUGUUUCACAAUUCACACUGCAUGACACUGCAUGGAAUGGCAUAGUACAAAACAAUCCCUCACAUGAUGUUUUAAUUUGGUAAUACAGAUGAUCUGACAUACUAUUCCCCAGAUUGUGUGCACGUUUCGGCUGCCUGGUGCCUGGUGGGGUUGAGGGAAACCAGGUUAGUACAAAGUAUAAACGCCUUGCAAUUCAGUAUUCAUGCUUAUCUGUUGCAUAUGCACUAACGUUGUCAGGAACACGGGAUAGCAUGGUCUCAUCACAUGAGCAAGCAGGGAACAUCUAUCAGAAAAGAUAGCUACAUCGUGAAUCUUUAAUAAACGAUGCCCAUGCAACAAGAAGCUGACUCUGAGGGAAAAAUGGAAGCAUGCCUCAGGCUGUCAGGCAGGUAUGUCUCGCCGCGCACAUGCUGUUCGACGCAAUGCCCAAGCGGGACAUCGUCUGGUACAAGGCCGUGAUCCUGAUUGCGCGGCUGAUUAGCUCGUCCGCCCUGGGCACGCGCUCGUAGAGAGAUGCGCCGCCGGCCGGUGACGCUUCUUCGUCUGAACAGAUGCAUUCGCACGCGUGCAGCUCAGGCCCUGUGUACGAACGGUGCGGGCGCGCCAUCGCCUGGGUGUUGGAAGAGGUCACCGAGCUGGACUUCGUCUGCUUGUAAGUCAUGACUGUUGUUUGAUUAAAGUUCAAGUUCUACAUGUUACUUUUGAAAGCCUAUGUCUUCAGCAUUAAGUGUUACUUCACAAGGACUCGUGCUUGAUCAAGUUACUUUUGUUAGGUUCACUGCCUUACGAAACUAAGCAAAAUUAUACUGUUACAUUGCCAUGCUGAGCCUAGACCCAGGAUUUAUUCAUAUACUUGGUAAGACAACAAAUAACAAAUAUCACAAGGAUUACACAAGCACACUUACAAUGCUAGCAGUAGGAUG
This is a messenger RNA of Oryza brachyantha (malo sina), 5510 nucleotides long. RefSeq names its product pentatricopeptide repeat-containing protein At3g18110, chloroplastic. The coding region runs from base 81 to 4400 and encodes 1439 amino acids. NCBI's taxonomy places the organism in Eukaryota, Viridiplantae, Streptophyta, Magnoliopsida, Poales, Poaceae. The record is from RefSeq and is a predicted model, not a curated record. Gene Ontology annotation, molecular function: protein binding. The transcript is spliced from 8 exons.